This is a messenger RNA of Centrocercus urophasianus (Greater sage-grouse), 5533 nucleotides long. RefSeq names its product IQ motif containing E (gene IQCE). The record is from RefSeq and is a predicted model, not a curated record. Lineage: Eukaryota; Metazoa; Chordata; Aves; Galliformes; Phasianidae. Bases 59 to 2221 code for a protein of 720 amino acids. The transcript is spliced from 23 exons. Gene Ontology annotation, molecular function: protein binding.
GCUACCGCAACCCGGAAGUGCCCCUAGCCGGGCGCCGAGGCCUGAGGUCGGGCCUGCUAUGGCCGCGGAGGGGGAGCUGGGAGAUGACAGCUUGUCUGUGAUAACCUGUGAAUCAGAUGCAGAAAUGAAAUUAAAGAAGAAAAUUUUUCACAAGCCUCCAAAGUCACCAAAGUCUCCGUACAGCUCUAGCACACAACUGUAUCCUAAGAAAGCUGCAGUUUGGAGAUCUCUGCAGGGAACAGGCAACGCACAUUUUGAGAGUGCAGCUAUGAAAAACCCAAAGCAGAUGUGGCUGGGAUCACUGAAACAAGGAAUGAGCCAUUCCCUGAGAUCAGAUGUUGACACAGGACAUAUGCGAGCUGGCAUUUCUAGUAGCACUCCAGAGUACCUGAAGGAAGCUCUAGGAAUGAAGAAGCCCAAACAUUCCCGUUCUUCUAGUAAUGGCUACAUUCCUGGAACUCCUGACUACAAGGAAAAAGAAGAGAUGUAUGAUGAAAUCAUAGAACUGAAAAAGACAAUACAAGCUCAGAAAAACGAAGGAAAUCGUAUGAAAACUAAGCUGCGUCGACUAGAAGAAGAGAAUAACAGAAAGGAUAAACAGAUUGAACAACUGUUGGAUCCUUCCAGGGUGACUGUUUCUUUAGGGCAAGGGGGCUCUGAGCUGGCACGAUCUUUGUCAGCAAAGAAGUCUGAUAACGGAUGGGUGGUUAAUGGAUUAAAACAGAAGAUUUUCAAGCUAGAACAACAGUGCAAGGAGAAAGACAACACUAUCAACAAAUUCCAGUCAGACAUGAACACCACUGAUUUGGAAGAAAUGAGGAUAGCUGUGGAGACCUACUGUGAGGAGGUUCAUCGUCUCCAAAUCCUCCUGGCAAAAUCUGAGACUAUGAAGAAAAAUGCAGAGGGCAGAGAUACCCAAAAACGACUGAAGGCACUGAAUGCUGCUGUCCUGAGGUUGUCCCGGAAUAUCAAGGAAUUGCAGAAUGAGAAUCGGUGUCUGAAAGAAGAUCUGGAUCACAUUUUGAGCUGUUCUGCAUCCAGGAAAACAAAAAAUUACAGCGACUGGAGCAGGCAGAGCCUUAUGAGGCGGAUUUUGGAGCUAGAAAAGAAAGUAGGUGACAUGGAGAACACCAGAGUAUUGUCAGCUGAUAGUGAGGCAACACAGUUACUUGGUGUGUCAUCUUCACCUUCUACAGACCCAAAUCAUGCAGCCUCUCAACAGGUAGAUCAUGCUGAGGAAUGCCAUCGACUCCGAGAGCUAGUAAAGAAACUGAAGAGUGAUAGGAGUGCUCUUCAAAGUCUCCUACUUAGUAAAGACUUAGACAUCAAGCAGUUGCUUCAGGCCAAGGCUGAAGCAGAGCUGGAGCUGCAGAAGUACCAGAAUAACAAGGAAGAAAGCACGAAGGAAGAGCUGACUUUAAGCGAGGAAAUGCAGAACCUUACACGGAAAGAAGGGAAAUCACAGUCAAAACUGGAGGAAGAGGAGAGACAAACGACAGAAGAUGCAUUAGAGAAUCUUAAUGAGCAUUCACCAAACUGCACAGUUAAAGAUGAAGAAGACUGCAAGAAGGAACAAGCAGCCAAAUGUAUCCAGAGAUGGUGGAGGUCGUACCGAAGUAAGCAAGCUUUCAAACAAGAGCGAAGUUUGUUAGGCAGUGAAAAUGAUGAAAUGAGAAAAUAUAAGAAGGAAGAAAUUGCUCUGGGUGAGGCAGUUGUUGUGCUUCAGGCAGCUUUCAGAGGACAUCUGGCUCGACAGAAGCUGCUACUGAGUAGUGGGCUGCAUGAUGCCCAACCUUACAACAGGCAAAGCCCAGGAAGAAAGAACUCCUGUAUGCCUCAUGUGUCAAACUCCUUGAGCUCAUCUUCUCUCAGCAAGGAGAAAGAGAAGAUUGUGACAUUCAUCCAGUCCGUUUUCAGGGCUCACUUAACACGUACAGUACUGCUUGAGAAAAGGCCCUCUGCGUCUAGCACAAGUGAGAAAAUGGAUUCUGCUCUCUGCAGGACAGAGAACAAACCAGUCUCAGCAGCACUCCAGACCAGCCUGUCAGCCAGCAUGUCUUCUCUUCCUGUUGUUUCGGCCGGCGCUUGUGAGAAGCAGCCGCAGCCCACCCUGUCUCUGCCUGUGGAUGAAGCUCACUCAGACGAUUCAGAUGAUAUUGUAAUUGUCUCUCCAUCACUGAGGAUGAAGAAAACCUCCACCCACUUCUUUAAUGGGCUCUAAUCUUGAAUUAUUCGGUUCGCAGACAAAGGUAUUUCCACUGAGGUAAAGCGUAUCGAAGAUGAACAAAGGGGGGAUGUCAGCCUGCAGUUGUCUGCUUUUUUUCAGCUGUGGUUGAAUACUUGUUUGAUAAGUCAUCUCUGCAGAUAUAUGGCUACAAGCUGCUGACUGUCUGCUAGCCUUAGCCCUGUAGUACAAAGAGAGAGUUUGGGUUGUAAAAAUGCUGCACCAAAACAGUUGAAUUUGUGAGACAGAAGUUGAAAUUGACGAAUUUAAAUGAAAGCAGCAAAGGCUUGAGAUAUUUCAUAGAAUCAUGGAUUUGUUUGAGUUGGAAGGGAGCUUUAAAGGCCUCCAGUCCAACUGCCCUGCAAAGAACAGGGACAUCUACAGCUCUACCAGGUGCUCAGAGCAUUUUGUGUCAGAGGAAGUCUUUCAAGUUGACUAAGAUGCCUUUUUAAAUUGGGAAGUGAAAAAUGACUUAGCCCCAUUUUUCAGCCUGUGUAUGCAAAGGGGAGCAGCUUGUAUUUGCUAUGAGGUCCUCUCUGUUUAAAAAUGUUAUUGUUGCAUUUUAAUUUGUAUUUUUAUACACUGAACAUUUACAGUCUCUGCAGAUGUGUAAAGUCUGUUUAGAACAUCACUUCUGUCAUAGCACUGCUCUAGGUCUACUGCGUCUGCACAGUUUUCUUAUUUAUUGCUCUUUCCCAGUGUUUGCUAUCGUAUAUAUUGUACUACUUUGUACGUGAUCACGUAAAUGCUUCCAUUUGCAUUUGUCAGAGAAGGGGUGUAAUAGCAGGAAUGUCCUUGUGACUAGUUUUUCUGCUUACAUAUCACAAAUGCAAGGGGAGAUGACACUGCAAACGUUUGACGUAAAAGAUACGAUGCUGUAUGUCCUGUUCCAGCUUAUAUCACUGGAUUGCCUGAAACUCCCACCUAGCUAAGUCGCUCAUACACUGAGCUCUAAGGGGUUUUAAGUUUCAUGUUUCUUUGCUUAGAUCUCUCCUCUCAGCACUACCUUUGUGUGUGUGCACAUUAGCAGUGUAUAUUGCAAAUGCACCCUCAGUCCAAUCACGGGCAGGGAGAAGGGUCACAGCCAUCUUCUGUGGUUAGCUAUGAGGCUUAUGCUGGAAAGCAUGGCACUGUGCACUCUGUGCUGAGGGAUUUGCAUGGGGAAGGAUAAAACAUCUUGUAGCCUGAACAGAAGCAGGAUAAGCAGUUGACUUAUAGAUAUCAAGAUACCCAGAAAUAAUAACAGCAAUAUCUUUACCAGACUUCAUGAAGGGACUAGUGACAUAAUGGGCUGUGGAGAACAUGGUCAGAGGAGUCUUUCUAGAUCUCUUACACAAACUGUACCUCUUCUUAACUGAAAGGAGGACGUUGUGUUCUAGGCUGUCAUUGCAACACCUUCCAAAGGCAUUAAAAUGCAUUUUGUUUUGUUUUGUAAAAGGUGAAUCAAGUAAAUUAUGGGAUAUUUAGUGAAAGGAGAAUUUAUUUUACAAACACACAGUAAAGUCUUUGUGAAGACCCUGGUGGUUUCUUUGUCAUCAAGGAGUAAUAAAAUCUCCUGUAAACAGAAAGCACACUCUUAAAUAGAAGAUUUUUAUCACCUUUUCCCUCUUCUUUUUUAAAUUAAAAAUCAGUCGCUGCUGUUUUGCAGAAUACUAAUAACUCAGAGCUGUCUCGGUUCUCUGAUUUCAAUGAACCACUAUCUGUGCUUAUCAUAGUUCAUGCCAGUACUUGCAGCCAAAGAGGAAACUGGAUGGCUGCAGCACAAUGCAGCUGAUUUCAUUUAAUCCCAGCAGUAGAAAUGCCGCCUUUGCUUUUUCCAAAGGCAGUUUUGAGAGCUCUCCAUACCCAAAGCAGACUAAAGAAUGUCAUUUAUACUCAAGUUGGGUGAAUUUUUCCUGCUGGUACUUCGGUCACAUGGCUGCAAUCUGCAGAAAGGAUGAAAAAAAGGCAUAUAAAAUAAAAGAAUAAAGGGGAUAAAGUCCUCUUGGCAGAAGCCUAUACCUAUCUCCCUCUAUUGCUGAAAGUCACGUUAUUUAUUAAAAAAAAAAAAGUUAUUUUGCCACUUUGCUAAACAGAAGCAGAUCUGUAUUGAGUUUCUUACGUAUAAUGUUUCAAGUCUGUAACUGUGCCUGCCAUGGAUACCUCCAGAGAGAGAGAAACUGGAGCUGAGGGCUGACAAAUUAAGGAGAGAAUACAUAGUGUGUGUCAGGACCGAGUCUGCUAUAAAGUACCCACCUAACUGUUACCCUACAGGGAAAUGCUUGGACUGCAAAUUUAAUGAAGUUGACAUUCAAUUUAUUGUGCCAUAAUGAAGAACCAAUAUGAAAGUCAGGAAAUAGAUACAGAGUAGAAAAGCUUCUGUCUUAACUGAGCGUGCGGCCAGCAGCAGUGCUGUUGAUAGCUGAAUGCCUGGACAAAGGGGAGACAGUCACUUUGUGUGACCAAAGUCACCAAAGGAAGUGUGAGAAAGAGCAAAUGUCUUCUGGGGUGAAUGAGCUUCAUGAAUUCAAGUCUGCAGUCUGAUAGCCAUACAAAUCUGGUGCUUCCUUUGAGCACGCUUCAAACUCAUAAUUCUGAAAGAUAACAACACGGUCACAGCGUGUGAAUGUUUGGUGUAUGCUAGAAAGAGAAACCUCCACCAUGUGAGUAACCUGUAGGUCUGGGAAGAGCCAUGGAGCAGUAAAGGAAGAAAAUGUAUUUUUCAGAGGAAAUGGAGCAUUUUUCCUUUCCUCAGCUCAACAGGGAGCUAAGGACAGUGAACAUCUGUGUGGCUCAAACCUGUUAAGACAGGGCCAACACAGACAUUUAGUGUCUGAAAAACAUUAUCUGCAGGGGCAUCAAGGUCCUGAAAUCAAGUUAAACUCCACUGUAACCUCCCAGUAGCACACUUUCCAUUCUGAUGAUAUGCAAGUUCUGCAUGGGAUGAUGUUGCCUACGUAAAACCCUUCACAGUUUGCUGUACUCUUUGCAGGUAGUGAUCAUGUGUGAAUAUAGGGAUCUUUCACACGAUUUGAUCUCUUUCUGUCCUUAAGUGCCUAUGCCUGUAAAUAUUUUACUGAGGCAUCAGAACCUGAAGGAUGUAAUAUUUCCUUCAUAGCUAUGCAAAUAAUCCCUAGACAGGCAGCUUUUUGUAUAGAUGAAAUGGAAAGUUUAUUCAUCUUGGCAUAUCAGAAAGCCAUCAUUUGUGUGAUUGUUCUAAUAAUUGGAACUGUGCAAGUUACCUUGAGAUCUUUUUAAAAGCUAAAACAGUUGCAGUGUAUUUUCUCCUGGCUGUUGAACUUUCCAAUAAAGCCCAAGUUUGUAAAUUAA